AUGGACCUAUGGCGAAGCGAGCCUAUGCAGCGCAUACGGCUGAUGGUCCCUGCCGAAGCAGCCCAUGAGACUAUUGUAUCCCUCGGCGAGAUUGGCCUGGUGCAAUUCGUGGAUCUGAACACGAAUCGGAGCGCAUUUCAGAGAACCUACGCUACCGAGGUCAAAAGAUGCGAUGAGAUGACGCGCAGGCUGCGCUUCUUCAAGGAACAGGUGGAGAAAGAAGGACUCCUGAAAGAUGGUAUCGGGGUCGACAAGGACACUUCUCUGGACGAGCUCGAGGCCCGUCUGGAGGAACUCGAGCGUGAGUUGCUCGAAGUGAAUGCCAACAGCGAUCGCCUCCAACAGAACCGCAGUGAGCUAGUGGAGCUGCAGCUGGUUCUUGAGAAGGCUGGCAAGUUCUUCGAGGAAGCUAGGGACGCUGUCCAGCCAGAAAUCCUGGAAGCAGCUUCGCCUCUUGACCUCAGUGCACCCUUGCUAGAGAAUGCCCAGUUGGGACAGCAGAAGGUCACCAAGGUUGGAUUCCUUUCAGGGCUUGUUGCCAAAGAGAAGCUGGAGAACUUUGAGCGUUUGCUGUUCCGCGCCACACGAGGAAACAUGUUUUUGAAGCAUUGCGAGGUUGGAUCUCUGCGGGACCCAGCAACCGGAGAGCAAGUGGAGAAACAUGUCUUUGUGGUGUUCUAUGCUGGCGAGAGGGUCAGGACAAAGAUAACAAAAAUCUGUGAAGUAUAUGGUGCCAACACUUACCCUUUUCCAGAGGAGGCUGCUCGCCAGCGCCAAAUGGUCAGCGAGGUGACAAUGCGCUUAAGGGAGCUGUCAACAACCAUUGAAGCUGGGGAGAGGCUGAGGUUUGAGGUGCUGAACACCUUGGCUGCCAAUCUCACAGGCUGGUGUGGGAGGCUUAUGAGGGAGAAGGCCACCUUCCAUGUAAUGAACAAACUGUCUGUGGACAGCUCGCGGAAGGUGCUUGUAGGCGAGGCCUGGGUGCCAGUGGAUGCCCUUGAGGAGGUCAAGGAUGCUCUCGUAACAGCUACAGAAGUCAGCAGUGCCCAGACUGGCACAAUCUUGGAGCCCAUGCACCCUGAAGGGCCUCCCCCCACCUACUUCAAGACUAAUAAGUUCACAGAAGGUUUUCAGUCGAUUGUGGAAGCUUACGGAGUUGCCCGUUACCGGGAGGUGAACCCUUCCGUGUUUACCUGUGUCACGUUUCCCUUCCUCUUUGCAGUCAUGUUUGGUGAUCUUGGCCAUGGAUUCCUUAUGCUCCUGUUCGCUCUCUUCAUGGUCAUCCGUGAGAAGGCCCUGGGCAAGGUUCAGAAUGACAUGUUUGAGAUGUUGUUUGGGGGCCGCUAUGUCAUUCUCAUGAUGUCUAUCUUCUCCAUCUAUACCGGACUGGUGUACAAUGAGGCCUUCUCCAUGCCCACAUCAUUUUUUGGGGGCACCAAGUGGGUGUGCCAGGCUGAAGGCAAUGAGACAUUGCCAGACAUCAGGCUGUGUCAGGGAAGAAGCCUGAGCCUCCUUGUCGACGGGACUGACCCUUAUCCCUUUGGGUUGGAUCCAGUGUGGCAUGGAACAAAGAACGAGUUGACAUUUACAAACUCCAUGAAAAUGAAGAUGUCUGUUGUCUUUGGCGUCCUCCAUAUGGACCUCGGCAUCAUUAUGUCAGUGUUCAACCAGCAGUACUUCAGAGACCAGCUCUCUAUUUGGUGUGAAUUUGUCCCUCAGAUACUUUUUCUGAACUCUGUUUUUGGGUACUUGGCUUUCAUGAUUGUGUACAAAUGGUGCCUCAACUCUCACUUCGCCCUCCCAAACCCCUCUGGACCGGGCACAGUGAAUAGGGGAACAGCUGAUCUCUACAACGUGAUGAUCAACCUGUUUCUGAGUCCUGGGACCGUCGAUCCUGCUGGGGAGCUGUAUGAUGGCCAGGCAAGAGUCCAGUCUAUUCUCCUCCUUGUGGCAUUCGUUGCAAUUCCCUGGAUGCUGUUGCCGAAGCCUCUCAUACUGCGCAGCAGAAACAGGAAUGGAAGACAGGAACAGCCCAGUGGUGAAGAUUCAGGCACUGGUGCCGCCCACGGGGGUGCCAAAGAGGGCGCCUUCAGCUUUGGGGACGUCAUGGUGCACCAGAUGAUCCACACCAUCGAGUUCGUCCUGGGCGCUGUGUCGAACACAGCAUCAUACUUGAGGCUGUGGGCACUCACCCUUGCACACUCGCAGCUGAGCGUGGUCUUCUACGACAGGGUGCUGAUGUUGGUGGUGGAAUUGGCCUCUGAUCCUGCUGCGGGGCUGACUGUCAGAUCGGUUCUCCAAAUCUUCAUUGGCUUCUUCGUGUUUGCUAUGGCCACCCUGGGUGUCCUCAUGGUCAUGGAAUCCCUGUCUGCCUUCCUCCACGCUUUGCGGCUCCACUGGGUGGAGUUCCAGAAUAAGUUCUACAAUGGCGACGGUUACAAGUUCAUCCCCUUCAGCUUUGCCAAUUUCACAAAGGAUGACCUGUGA
This is a messenger RNA of Ostreobium quekettii, 2487 nucleotides long. Lineage: Eukaryota; Viridiplantae; Chlorophyta; Ulvophyceae; Bryopsidales; Ostreobiaceae. The record is from the annotation of a GenBank genome assembly.